Letharia lupina is the source of this 279-nucleotide messenger RNA. RefSeq lists its product as uncharacterized. The transcript is spliced from 2 exons. The coding region runs from base 1 to 279 and encodes 92 amino acids. Lineage: Eukaryota; Fungi; Ascomycota; Lecanoromycetes; Lecanorales; Parmeliaceae. The record is from RefSeq and is a predicted model, not a curated record.
AUGGUUGGUGUUGGCAUUCUUUACGCCACAACAGAAGCAAAAGUCGUGCGCAACUUUCUGCUUGCCUGCGCCAUUGCCGACGUAGGCCACCUGUACGUUACGUAUGCAGUAAUGGGUUACAUGGACUUCAUAGAUGUGCAAGGAUGGAACUCAAUGGCGUGGGGCAAUAUUGGGGUUACGCUUGGGCUUUUUCUGACCAGGGUACUGUACUUGACGGGUUUUUUGGGGCAGGAUAAAGUGGUCAAUAGCACGAAGAAGACAAUCAAGAAAAAUAUAUAG